AUGCGAGUUUCAAUGCCUGUUGAGCCAACCGAAACUAGACAAUUUCAGACCAAUGCGACUGUGCCGGGCAGGAAUCAAUCAUUUCUUCCCGGCGGACAGAAAAUGGCGAUUCUCUGCCCGCGAGAUGAAGUUGCAGCUUUAUUUUCAAUCCUAUCAAUUGUUUGUUUAUUUUAUACCCUUAUAGUUGUCAUUCUCAUCGUUAACUGUACUGACAUAUUAAAUCGUGAAAAAUUAGGAUUAUCUUGGGACAAAAAAUUUUGUGGACCCGGAUUGACGAAGAUUUUCAUGGUUCCACCAUCUAUUCUUAAAAAUCUUGCCACAGAAAUAAGUCAAUCGUUUGAUGACAAAUCUGGUAUUUAUUACAGUCCUGGGUUAACAGAUGGUACGAAUAAAAUUAACCCAACUGGCAAAUUGCAAAGCCAGUUAAACUAUGCUCGAAAACAAUUAGUUGACUCAGGUUUAUUAGUUAUCUCUAGUCGCCGUAACUCAGUUUUGGAUAGUAGUACUGAUUCAACUUCAACCACAAGUCUACUAAAUUUACUGAAAAAGGACUCUGACGAUUUAGAAAAAAUUGAGAAAGCUUGGAUUGACACGUUCUCAGCUCGAAAACAGUUGGUAGCAGACAGUAUUGAUAAAUUAGUUGAAUUUAGUUUAUAUCCUUGUUUAUCAGGUGAAAAAGGAGCUGAUUUUGUAAAUGAUAAAGAUGCUGUUAUAAUUUCACUAUUACCUCUGGCUAUUAAAUCGUCUAUUUCCAGUACAGUCAAACGGAGGAAAGUAGAAAAUCAUUCAGUAGCUGAUGAAAAAACAACAGAAUUUAAAAAUUCUUACAUUCUCACUGUUGAGAAAUCUGAUGAGCUGGAAGCUAAAAUUAAAGCUCGGCGGCAGACAUUUAUUAUUAAUAAAGAAGCGUUUUAUCCAUUUAUGGUUUUUGUCGGACCUGUCGACUUUUAUGUCAUAAUUGAUAACGUAAAACUGAAGGUUAAUACCGCACUUGAAGCUUUAGACGUUACGUUUAAAAUAUUUCUUUUAACAUCUUGCACAUUGCCAAAAUUUAUAACUGAAAAAUACUUGAAAGUUUCUGCUGCUGAAGCAUUAUGUGUUAUUUGCAAUAUUGGUGUUCUGAUAGGUCAUUUCAUUCCGGUUGAUGAUCUACAUUGGAAAUUAUAUAUUUAUCUGAUAGACAUAAUAGAUAUUGUCACGUCGACAAUAAUCCACGAUGACUUAUGUGAUUACUUACAACGACAAAUAAGUGAAUAUUUGAGAUUGUUAACUUCUUUGUUUCCAAAUUGUAUGAAGCCCAAGCACCAUUUUCUACUUCAUUAUUCACGUGUCAUGAAGCUUAUGGGUCCACUUUGGAAUUUGAACACCAUGAGAGCCGAAAGUAAAAAUAAAGAAGCUAAAGUAGAUGCACGUACCGCAGUAAUCAGACGAAGUAUUUGUAAGACUAUAGCUAUAAAACAUCAACUACAUUUGAGUUAUAGAUUUGCAUUAAAUCAUCAGAACGUAUGUAAAUAUGACUGUGAAGUAAAUGAUGUUACACUCCUUAAAGGCUUGCCUCAAUAUCCAUGUUACUGUCAAUAUUUAUCUGAAAGUACUACAGAACAUGUAUAUGAAAUUAAAUUAUUAAAAUUCAAAGCACGUUCAAUUAAAAUAGAUUCAAUCUUAAUGAUUCCAACAAGCUCUGGACCAACUUUCUUUACAGUUUUCACUAUAUUUCAUGAUUUUACCGAUCAAUUAUUCAUCGUGACCAAAAAUUUUAGUAAUUACUGUAAUUACGAUGAACAUUAUCAGGCCUAUGAAAUUCACCCUUCUGCUUUUAAUGAUAGUCCAGAUUGGAAUAUUAUAGGAUCAGAUGAUUUAGAAUCAUGCUGUGUUAUACAUAUUACUAAAGCUGGAAAUAACAAAAAAUAUAUUUUAAAACGAUGGGUAUAA
This is a messenger RNA of Cotesia congregata, 1932 nucleotides long. Lineage: Eukaryota; Metazoa; Arthropoda; Insecta; Hymenoptera; Braconidae. The record is from the annotation of a GenBank genome assembly.